AUGCAGGACGGUGACCACGACGCGUUGCAUUUGCCCAUUCUAGGCGACUCUUCUACCGGAGCUUCUCAGGGAGAGACCAACAACAGGUUGCUCGUCGUCGCUACGCUUGCUGCUAUUGUCCUUGCAGGUUCGGCCAUUGUUUACCGCACGCGGCCCUUGUACUCUUUGAUCGGGCCUACACAAAGUGAUUCUGGCCCGAAGGAUGCUGCGCAAAAGGUGAAGGAGGUGGAGGGCUCGCAGGGUGAAGAAAAGGGGGCUGAGCGUGUACAAGGAGCGUCGAGUGGAGGAGGGUUUGAAACCGGGACAGGUGUCCACAACGGAAGCAGUUCAUCUCUGGUCCCAGGUUCUCCUGCUAGGAUGGCUGACGAGUUCGACACCAAAGAAUCGAAAAGUUCGCGUUCCAAAGAUCGCCGGAGGCGGGGGAAGGAUCCACUCAAGGAAAUCUUGAAGAGCGAGAAGAAGUCCAAGGGUCUGGGUAGCCCGACUAUUUCUGCCAAGGAUCCCUCAUUCGCGAAAUCACCCGCAGGCAAGGAUCCAUCGUCCCCUUCAUCGCCAAUGUCCUCUCUGUUUUCUGACUCCCAGCUCACCCGAACGGAUAAUGCAAAGAACAACAAAACAAGGCGGGUACCUCAGCGAGAAAAAUCCAAUAUCGGACCCGAUGACACCAUGUCACAGGCACAGGGAAGCGCGCCUGGCAGUACUUCGGUGACGCUCUCUCGUGGAACCUCAGAGUCCAUUCCUACCUCCGAGAAUUUGCAGAAACAAUACCCAAAUGAUCGUCAUGACAGCCCUUCAUCCUCCUCGCCGUCCUCCCAACCUCUACCUCCCUCAGAUCCCAACUCUCACCCCUAUACUACCCAUCAUAAUCGUCCUCCUUCGUCAUUGGCAUCUGACGAUGGGCAUGGCAGACCUUUGUCAUCGAUGUCGUUCUCGACCACCUCAUCAGCAACGUCUGGACACUUCAACAAUGUUGAACAUCACGACGAAGUACCAGAAUGGGAUAACAAUGCUGAUGACACAUAUUCCACAGAGAAGCGGAAUCGCACUCAGGCACGACUAUCGCGCUUGGCGAGCAAGGAUGAUGAAGCCGACCAACCACAUCGCUCUUCCUCUUUCCCCCCCUCCACUAUUGACAACUCAGCCUCUUAUAUGCCAUCCUCUUACGCCACAUCUAACUCCAAUUUCACAUCCCAUAGCGUGUCAUCAAGUGUUUCUGCUUCAACCGAAACGACUAACGCUGCUGCGAGUACGAGCUCUAGCCUCAUCCUCAGCACAGGAGAGAUGACCCCUGCAACCUCGCCGACAUUAUCACACGACUCCGUCUCGUUAAAAACCAUAUUGGCAUCGCAAGGCGCUGUUCAGGAGGAAAGUGAUGAUGCCCAUGCAAACCGUGCAUCUUCCUCGCUGUCUUCUCAUAACGCUGACUCCAUCGGUGUCAUUCCUACAAAAAGGAUGAAAGCGCGCAAGAAAACCUCUACAGCCAACAUGAACAAAGGAAGUUCACACAACCCGUGGGAUUGGGAUGGUGCUGGUGAUGCACCUUCCCCUUCAUCUUCCCACUUCCCGGAGGGUGAUAGUAUUGCUGAGAACGAGACAGGGAAAGAUAAGGAGACAUACCAGAAACCACCGCGACUGCAGCAGAGUGGGGCUUCAACUUUAAAGGGCGCGUCAUUUUCUGCUGUUGCCGCGAGUCGGUUGCCAGCGAGUUCGACCCACCCUACAUCAUUACAUUCCCCGACAUCAUCGAGUUUCGGGCAAUCAGUAUCUGGCUCCGGAUUGCCUACAUCCACAACUGCUGCGCCUGGGAGCGUAAAUAGAACAUCCCCAUCACUAGGGAGCGAAAGUGGACUUACCUUGGGUGAGCUAACAGAAAGAGACGAAGAGGAGGCGUUUACGUUCCCUACAUUGAACCCUACACCGCCGAUUGCUGGUCCCAGUCGCACGCGUCCUACUCUGUCUGACAUUAAUAAUAAUAUUAGCAACAAUACUAGCACCAUUUAUAAUAGUUCGUCGACGUCGAGGCGAGCACCUACACCGCGCAGACCUCCUACUCCAUCCCAUAACAACUCCACACCGCCACCGCAUCCCUCAUCCUCUUCCUCCUCAUCACCGCGUCUUGGCCACACCAGCUUGAAUUCUCCCACGUCACAUUCUGCAAGCAAUGGAAGCAGCAUGCCUGCCCUAUCGACGCAGACGCAGCUGGCCUCCCUGAGAGGCGCCUUGGAGGCGGCAAGGUUAAGAGAAGAGAAAAAUAAGCAAGAAAUUGAAAGGUACGCGAAAGAGAUGGAAAUUCUCAAGUGGGAGAAUGUGAACUGGAGAAGAGGUGAAGUCGAGCUUCAAGCGCAUAUACGACAUUUGACACAUCAACUUCAGUCAUACGCUGCUCUUUACGCCUCUGUUGCUCCUCAACUUCCUCAGCAGCAACAACAGCCACAGCAGCCCAAUGGGACUUCUGGAACCUCCAGCCCUGCAAAUGCAGGGUCCAGCGCGUCAACUUCUGCUAACGUAAAUGGAUAUGGCCCUACAACAGGGUCCAAUUCAGUGCCUGCUACGCCACAGACUUCGUCAUCAGUCUUAAGCCCGACGCCUCAGCAGCCCCAACCCUCUUCGACACAACCUCCCCCUGCACCUACUCCUUUGCACCUUCAGCAGAUGCUUUCCAAUAUGCAGAUGAACGGCAUGUCAUCACCUGCUGCCGUGAUGUCCCCCAUCUCUAUCUCCACGCCACCCCUUAUGAAUGUGCACCCAGGUGCUCCUUUCUUCCCUUAUGGGAUGCCCCCACAGCAUACCCCUCCUCAUCCAAUGAUGAUUCAUGCUCAGCAGAUGCAGUUCCUUCAGCAGCAGCAAUAUCAACAACAGCAGCAAGGCACAGCUCAGCCCUCGCCUCAUCAAGCCAACAUCUUUUCCUCAAUAUUCCCGCCUGGUCCCCCGCCCUUGAUGUCUCCUCACCAACAACACCAGUACUCGGCAUAUAUUGCUUCUCAGCAAGCCGCUGCAUCUGUUUCGACGGCAAAUCCGUAUGGCAGCGGGCCAUCGAGUGCUACGGGUUCGAGCGGGUCUCUCUCGCCUGAUUUGACGGGUUCCCCCACGCCUGGCGGAAUGAAUGGGGCACGUAGGACGAAAACUAGGACCCAGACGGCAGGUAGCGGAAUGUCGAGUAGAGCCGCAUGGGAUGAUACUAGUGAUGGUUGGCUUGGCGUUGGUGGUGCGGAGGAAGGGGAAGACCAGCAUGUGAUGGGUGGCGAGCAGGCUGCUGCGGGUGACAGGCUGGAAAGAGAGGAGGAGGAAUAUGGUGAAGUCGGGAUCAACUCUAUUCUGGCGGAUGCUAUAUUGAAACGGCCGGCGAGCAUUCGCGUGCGGUCGUCGUCGAGGAGGGGCAAGUUGGACAUGGAGAAGGGGAGCGACGCUUCGCAGGAACAUAGCGCUUCCCCCACCGAUAAGCCUGAGCCUGAACAGUUGACGGAGUUUACGUUUCCGUCUUUGUCGAACCUGGGAAAUGUGAACUAUAGGAGCGAUGUGAUUGCGGUCAACGGCGGAUUGAGCUCGUCGUCUUCAUCUGUGGCAUCGCCUCAGGUUCCCUCGCCUCACAUUCAUGAUGAUACAACCGCCGUAGAUAUAUCAUCGAACGGACAAGCAGCGGAUGAAGUCGGAGCGAUAACUUCCAACAGUACCACUAACGAUACAAAGCCUUUGAAGGAUGAGGCCGUGGAGCUGUCACUUGAAUCUAUCGAAACAACUUCUAAUUCUGAGUCAGACACUACUCCCCGCAAGGAGGCUCCGGAAACGAACUCGACGAACCUAGAACAUGAACCAUGUAAAACUCAGGAGACGAACGGCCUGUCUGUUGGGCAAUAA
Messenger RNA from Psilocybe cubensis, 3855 nucleotides. RefSeq lists its product as uncharacterized. The transcript is spliced from 3 exons. The record is from RefSeq and is a predicted model, not a curated record. The coding region runs from base 1 to 3855 and encodes 1284 amino acids. NCBI's taxonomy places the organism in Eukaryota, Fungi, Basidiomycota, Agaricomycetes, Agaricales, Agrocybaceae.